ACUUCCCUCCUCUUCUUCUUCUUCUUCUUCUUCUUCUUCUUCUCUCCCAAAGUGUUUGCCAAAAUUCCAUCUAGGGUUAGGGUUUCACACACAGAGAGAGAGAGAGAGAGAGAUGGGAGUGUUCACAUUUGUGUGCAGGAGCUCCGGCGACGAGUGGAGCGCGAAGCAGCUCUCAGGCGACCUUGAGGCCUCGGCCGGGUCCACAUACGAGUUGCAGAGGAAACUUGUUCAGGCCUCUCUCUCCUCCGAUUCCUCCGGCGGUGUUCAGUCUUCUUUCUCUCUCUCCAUACAUAUACACCCAAAUCGAAGAUGUAUAUGGCAUAUGGAUGGCCAGAGGUCAUCCCUCUCAAAUCUGGUCCCUGUCCUUCUUCCGAGCGGAUCAUCUAUCUCAGACUCACUGCCCCUUCAAGAAUCACUGCUGCUAAAGCACUUGCCCCACAUGGGCAUGUCCCUCUAAAACCAAAUAUAUUUGUCCACCCACACACAUCAU
Camellia sinensis is the source of this 490-nucleotide messenger RNA. The record is from RefSeq and is a predicted model, not a curated record. NCBI's taxonomy places the organism in Eukaryota, Viridiplantae, Streptophyta, Magnoliopsida, Ericales, Theaceae.